AUGGAUGUUCCAAUAACCUAUUUCGUCUGUUCUUAUCAGCUCGAUCGAUCAAAACAAUUUCAAUAUCAGACGUUGUCUGUCGCAACUGUCCAGUUCAACAACGAAGAUCAAGAUGAGUCUGUAAAUGGGUGGUUUUGUACUUGCGCAGCUGGUGCACGGGCAAUCGGCUGCUGUUCACACAUUACGGCAUUGAUUUGGCAUUUGGGGGUCUGCCGAGGUGAAGUACAAUCUACUGAACAUCAACUUUCCGCGAGUAUUUAUCUACAAAGUAUUCAAGACUACGUCCAGUACUCUGAUAUUGAUUCAACAGACGAAGAACCUUACAAUUCAACCACUAACCUGAGUGGCGACGAUUGA
Messenger RNA from Rotaria socialis, 357 nucleotides. The record is from the annotation of a GenBank genome assembly. Lineage: Eukaryota; Metazoa; Rotifera; Eurotatoria; Philodinida; Philodinidae.